ACGUUCGCGGUUUUCGUCUCAAAACAACGAGUCAUACAAGCUGAGUCGCAACUACCUUCCUUUCCUUCCCUUUACUGGUUUUUAAUGAUCGAGUUUGAAUUAAACGUUUAUCCAUUAGCCAAAUGAGAGCCUGGGUGUUCUACAUAACCGGCUAGCCUAGUUUUCUCACCAAUCCCAGCAAGCUCUCAAGCUAGCCGCUGUCAUGCUGCCAAACGUCAGCACGUCAAAUUGACAGCCCCCCCAACAAAAAAACAAGACGGGUACAGCUACAUUCUUUCACGGUCGAAGUGACGCCAAGAUGAGGAGACUGAGCAAAAAGAAAGCUUUGACGCUGGUCAGAGAGCUGGACGCCUUCCCCAAAGUCCCCGAGAGCUACGUGGAGUCGUCAGCCAGCGGGGGGACAGUGUCUCUGAUUGCGUUCAGUGCCAUGGCUGUGCUCUCUUUCCUGGAGUUUUUUGUCUACAGGGACACAUGGAUGAAAUACGAGUACGAGGUAGACAAAGACUUUAGCAGCAAACUGAGAAUAAACAUUGAUAUCACGGUAGCCAUGAGAUGCCAGUACAUUGGCGCAGAUGUUCUGGAUCUGGCUGAGACCAUGGUUGCUUCUGAUGGCCUUAAAUACGAGCCGGUCAACUUUGAGCUGUCGCCCCAGCAAAAGAUAUGGCACAUGACUCUUCUUCAUAUCCAGGAGCGUCUGCGAGUGGAGCACUCACUACAGGACUUGAUCUUCAAGACUGCCAUGAAAGGAUCUCCACCUGCUCAGUCCAGAAGCGUGGACAGCAGCACAUCUCUGAACGCCUGCCGGAUUCACGGACAUCUGUAUGUCAACAAGGUGGCCGGAAACUUCCACAUCACUGUUGGAAAGUCCAUCCCUCAUCCACGAGGCCAUGCCCACCUUGCGGCGCUCGUCAGCCAUGACAGUUUCAAUUUUUCCCACCGCAUCGACCACUUGUCUUUCGGGGAAGACAUCCCGGGUGUCAUCAGCACCCUUGAUGGCACGGAGAAAGUCACCACCGAAUCCAAUCAUAUGUUCCAGUACUUCAUCACCAUCGUGCCCACCAAACUCAACACGUACAAGGUUGCGGCAGACACGCAUCAGUACUCGGUCACCGAGAGGGAACGCGCCAUCAACCACGCGGCGGGCAGCCACGGCAUCUCGGGGAUCUUCAUGAAAUACGACAUCAGCUCUUUGAUGGUCAAAGUGAGCGAGCAGCACAUGCCGCUCUGGAAGUUUCUGGUGCGCCUGUGCGGCAUCGUCGGAGGCAUCUUCUCCACCACAGGCAUGCUGCAUAACAUGAUGGGCUUCUUUGUGGAUGUGGUCUGCUGUCGCUUCCAAAUGGGAAUCUACAAACCUCUCAAGGAGGAUCCUGUGAAAAUGCAACAAGCAAAUGAGCAUGCGGCGCCCCCUGCUCACACCCAUUUGACUCAGCCAAUUAGCUGAGAUAACUUCGGGCCAGUUUGUGUAUGGAAAGCCAUUGAUCAUUGAUCAUUUUCAUUCCCAAUUCUGCCGACUAGUCGGGUAUGAAAUAAAUGCUCUAGCAGGUUUUCAGCCGUUUCUCACUAGUACACUGAGUUAUCCUACUAGUGAGGCCAAAGAGCGAACUUGUACAUGGGCCUUAAGCUGAACAGCAAGGAUGUCUAAUAAAUGCUCAAACGGCUUUCCAUAACUGUCCCUUUUAUCCAAAACAAAGAAAAGACAAACUUUUUUAAUUACUUCAUGUACCAGCUAGUACAAUAACAUUCUUCAAAUAAACUUGAAACUGUAAUGAGACAAACACACACACACACACACACACACAAACAAAAAGGUGCCUAUGUGUAAAUGUUUAUUAAAUAAAAUCUCUCCACUCGA
Molecule: messenger RNA, 1852 nt
Organism: Hippocampus comes (tiger tail seahorse)
Lineage: Eukaryota; Metazoa; Chordata; Actinopteri; Syngnathiformes; Syngnathidae
Gene: ergic2
Product: ERGIC and golgi 2
Exons: 13
Coding region: 299-1441 (380 amino acids)
Biological process (GO): retrograde vesicle-mediated transport, Golgi to endoplasmic reticulum; endoplasmic reticulum to Golgi vesicle-mediated transport
Cellular component (GO): endoplasmic reticulum; COPII-coated ER to Golgi transport vesicle; membrane
Source: RefSeq, a predicted model, not a curated record